This is a messenger RNA of Fonticula alba, 3362 nucleotides long. RefSeq lists its product as hypothetical. The transcript is spliced from 2 exons. Gene Ontology annotation, cellular component: mitochondrion. The record is from RefSeq and is a predicted model, not a curated record. NCBI's taxonomy places the organism in Eukaryota, Rotosphaerida, Fonticulaceae. The coding region runs from base 46 to 3123 and encodes 1025 amino acids. Gene Ontology annotation, molecular function: GTPase activity; magnesium ion binding; GTP binding.
CCCCUUUUGAGCCGGCUCCUUCCCGCCCAGGCAUCGAGUUCAUCCAUGCUCCUGUCCCGCUUUCGGGUGACCGGGGCGCGGCUGCGUCCAAGCCUGGCCGCUCUCGCGCCGCUGACGCGCGGGGCCCGGCCAUUUGGCCCGGCCGGCCCGGUGGCGCAUGUCAGCCACCGGGGCUUUGCCUCGCGAUCGGACGCCACUGCCGUGGCCGGGGCCGGCUUCGUGGACUUCGACGAUUAUGAGGACGACGCGCCGGGGCCGGCGGCCGGGGCCGACCCGGCGGCCAACCUCCGGCGCAUCUACGAAGGCCUCAAUGCGCAUGCCCUCUAUUCGGAGGAGCACUCGCCGGAGGCCAUCUACGCCCCGACCGGGCGACUGAUGCGCAACCCGGCGGUCAAGCUGGUCCAGGACCCGGAAGACCCACGGACGCGGGCCCUGCAGGUGGAUCUGUGGAACUACGGCUCGGAUGAGGACGAUGAUGGUCUCUUCCUUGACAAUGGCACCGACGAUGAGGCUGGGUCCGGGGCGGACCUCCUGUCGGAUUCCGACUUCGAUGGGUACUACUCCGGGUCGGACUAUGGCCACUCCGGGUCGGCCUUCGACGCCGAGUAUGAUGGGCCCGGGACGGGGGCGCAUGCGCCGGCGGCAUCUCGGCCGACCAGCCUCUCGGCGGCCCUGGCGUCGGCCAGCACCAUGUCCCCGCCGGGGUCCCUCCUGACGGCGGGGGCCCCGGUGUCGCGUGAGGCCGGCCGUCGGAGGGUGCCGCCGCCGGCGCCGCGCCCGACGGACCCCUCCGGCCUGGGCGUCCCUUCGGGCACGGCUGCCGCCCUGGCCGCCGGGGCCGUCUCCUCGGGCGAGGGCUUCCACUCGGAUGACUUGCUCUCGGACACGGAGCUGCCGGGCCCCCUGGACACGGACCCGCACGAGGGGCUGGUGUCGGAGGAUGUGCUCGCCGAGCUGGCCACCGGCGGGAGUGAUCUCUUCCCGGCGCGCAAGGCCCGGCACCAGUUUGACCGGAUGCGUCUCUUCAUUGAUGAGGUCCGGCUGACGGUGCGUGCUGGCAGCGGUGGAAAUGGCUGUGUCAGCUUCUUGCGGGAGAAGUUCCGGCCGGAUGGCGGCCCGGAUGGCGGCGACGGCGGUCGCGGCGGCAAUGUCUACGUCCGGGCCUCGUCCUCCUACACGAGUCUCCACGGGCUGCAGAGGUCGUAUGUGGCCUUCAACGGGGAGAAGGGCCACGGCCGGCAUCGGCACGGUGGCAAGGGCCGCGAUGUGUACAUCGACGUCCCGCCCGGGACCAUUGUGAAGGUGUCCGAGAGCCAGGGCGACCAGCCGGUGGUGGUGGCCGACUUGAGCACCGUCGGACAGACGUACCUCCUGGCCGAGGGCGGCCGCGGGGGCCGGGGCAAUAUGCGGUUCAUGACGUCGACCAAUCGCGCGCCGCGGCAGUUCACCUAUGGCGAGAAGCGCACGCCGGUCUUCGUCCGGCUGGAGCUCAAGACCCUGGCCGAUGUGGGGCUGGUCGGCAUGCCGAAUGCCGGGAAGUCCACCCUCCUGCGGGCGGUGUCCAAUGCCCACCCGAAGGUGGCGCCGUACCCCUUCACCACGCUCAACCCCUUCGUUGGUGUCAUCGAGUAUGCGGACUUCUUCCAGCUGAAGAUGGCCGACAUCCCGGGGAUCAUCGAGGGGGCCCACCGGAAUCGCGGCCUGGGCCACCGGUUCCUCCGGCACAUCGAGCGCAGCCGCGUCCUGGUGUAUGUGGUCGACAUCACCGGCGGGGCGCUGGUGGUCAAGCGCCCGGUGUCCGUGGCCCAUGGCGAGGCCCCGACCCCGGACCAGAUCCACGUGGGCUCCCUCUCGGAGCCGGCCUUCGACCCGACCUUCGACAACCGGCACCCGGGCCAGCCGCCGGUGGUCUUCCCGGAUGGCUCGUCCCUGCAGCUGCUUUACUACUCGCCGGCGGAUGAGCCCUCGCCCUCGGGCCCGGGAGCCGGUGACUCGGCCGGGCAUUUGGGGUGGGCUUUGUCGGGCUCCGGCUCGUCGGAGUCCGAUGGCUCCAGCUCCGGCUCGUCGGAGUCCGAUGGCUCCAGCUCCGACUCGUGGGAUUCGUCGGAUCCCCGCCCUCUCGACCCCGGCACCUCGAAGCCCCGGCAGGCGCCGGAAUUGACGGCGGCCGGCAGUCGGUCACCGAGCUCGGCACCCGCGGCCGAUCCCCGCCCGGCCGAGCCGUCGGGCCUUUCGGAGUCCGACACCGAGUACAAGCUGGAGCUGGUCGAGAUGCAUGAUGCUUCGGACUCCGACAUGGGAAUGUACCUGGAGACGGUCGACGGGGCGGGGCUGUGGGACGCACCGGAGGCCGACCCGAUGCCGGCCUCUCUGGCCGAGCAGGCCCCGGAGAGCUUGCGCCUGCGUUUGCUGGAGUUCGGCCUCGGUGGGCAGAUGCUGGCCCUGCUGCCGGACGAGCCGCUCGACCGGUCGCUCACAUACCUGGAGUGUGCCAUGGUGGCAUACCACUCGCUGCACACCGGGCGCCUGGCGGCCGCGCAAUUCGAGCAGCUGGCCUUGGAGCAUGGGUUCCUGCAUGAGUGUGUCUUCUCCUUCAACAGCGGAGCGGAGAAUGCCCUGGCUCGGGGCCUGGGGCCUGGGCUCGGGGCCGGGGUCCCGGACUCCGGCCUCGAGGACGCCCCCCUGCCGGAUCUGUCCUUCCUGGAGGAGUUCAUUGAUGACGAGCCGCAGGAGGGCGCCGGUGCUGGGCCCGGCCCUGUGGCCGCCGGCCCGCGCCGUCUCCCGCGCAAGAUGAACCCCCACCUGUCGAAGACAAACUUCCUGGAGCAGCGCAUGCCCUGGGACGACCUGCACGCGCUGCAGGCCGAGCUGGAGGCCUUCCACCCGGGGCUCACCCGGCGCCCGUCCAUCGUGGUAGCCAACAAGAUGGACCUGGACAAUAUGGACCCCGCGCAGCAGGGCCUGGCCACGCGCAAUUUGGAGGAGCUCCGCCGCCGGACCAACCUGCCGGUCCUGCCGGUGGCCGCCAUCAACGGCGACAAUGUGCCCGUGCUGACGUCGGCCCUGCGCCGGAUUGUGGACUCCCUCAACCAGGGGGCAGGCUCCCCCGGGGCCGAGGCUUGAUGGCGCGGCAUCGGCCGUUGCCCCGGGUGUGGCUGCCUUUCUCGCGGUCCCGCCCCGGUGUCCGGGACCGACACGGCUGGGCUUGUGUCUGUCUGUUUGUCUGCGCGUGUCCGUGUGCCGCUGGGAGGUCGCCCCCUCCCCCUGCCCUUCGUUCUGCUCUGCCUUUCUCCCCCCCCCCACCCGAACGGGUGCAUGCGCACAGACACACACAUGUGUAUACAUCACGCACGUCUGCCGUA